Rotaria socialis is the source of this 1437-nucleotide messenger RNA. The record is from the annotation of a GenBank genome assembly. NCBI's taxonomy places the organism in Eukaryota, Metazoa, Rotifera, Eurotatoria, Philodinida, Philodinidae.
AUGCUUGAAUUAACAACAUUAAUGAUAUUUACUUGGCUGACACUACGUGUUCGUUAUUUUCAUAGUUAUAUUCAAAAUUUUGUUUUCUUUGAUAUUGAUAUUAAUAACAACGUUAUCGUCCGUUGGUUAUGCUCAUUUGUAAUGACAGACGAUCCAACAGCAAAUCAAAAAUCAGCUCAACAAACAGCAACAUUAUCAAUGGAUGGUUUGAUCAAUCUUAGACAAACAAAAGCCGGCUUAUGCGCAGCAUCAGCAUUUUUAAUACCGAAAAAUCUUAUGGCAUUUUUUGAAGAGAUACCAAUAGAUUCUUCGGAUAAACCACAUCCGCGUUCGGGUCAUCGAGCUAUAGCAACUGAAUCAGAUUUAUGGAUAUGGGGUGGUUAUUAUCCAGCUAAUGAUAAUCAACCAGAACGCAUGUUUCAAGAGCUUUGGCGUUACAAUUUUGCUCUUCGUCGAUGGACUCUUGAAACAACCACAGGCGAUGGACCGACUCUUACUCUUGCAUCUCAUUCGAUGUGUUUAUUUCGAAAUUCACUUCUUGUGUUUGGUGGAACAGGGUUCCCAUUUGGUCAACAUGUUUCUAAUGAUUUAUUUGUACUUGAUCUUAAACGACGUCAUUGGAAACGAUGUCGAAUACUUGAUGAGCAACCAGAACAAGUCUAUGGAGCCAGUAUGCUUGUGAAUGAUGAUCAUUUAUAUAUCUUGUGUGGCACAAAUAGUUGGACUUAUAAUUCAGAUGUGUACGAUAUUCAUUUACCUACAUUGACCUGUAAACAUAUAGGCCGUACAUUUGAUGAAAUUGAAGAUCCAAGUGAAACAGGAAGAUAUCGGCAAGAAGCUUAUAUAUAUAAAAAUAAAAUCUUUUUAUUUGGCGGUGGUGGAGUUUCUGGUAUAUCAUUUUCAUUUGAACAUUUACCUGUAUUUGAUCUUACGUCUGGGCGUUGGUCAUUUGUUCAAACGAAUCCCGAUCCAAUAUAUAAUUUUCCCACGGGGCGAAAAUUUCAUUCCAUAUUUCCAUUUCAUAAGAACCAAAUAAUUAUGUUUGGUGGUGCUCAUUUUCAUCAUUUAAUAAACCGUCAUAUUGCUGUUAACAAUCGUAUAUGGACAUUUGAUUUUGAAAAACUAGAAUGGUCUAUACUACCUAAAUUGACUAUGUCGCGACCGACUUAUUUUCAUGCUGCAGCUAUCAAUGAACGAGGUGAAAUAUGGACUCAUGGCGGUGUUGUUAGCGAAUCGAGAUCAAUUAAUGAUAUUAAUAAUUAUACUGAAAAACGUAUAACAUCAUUGCACAAAAUGCAUACACGAGUACAGAAUUUAAGUGAAUUAACUUGGAAUUAUUUUUUGAAUUCUCUACCGGAUCGAACUUGUCUUAUUACACAACCUGAACUUUUGGUUCAACUUGGUGUACCACCACGAUUUACUGAACGUAUUCAUUAA